This is a messenger RNA of Carassius carassius (crucian carp), 2654 nucleotides long. RefSeq names its product membrane progesterone receptor epsilon-like. The coding region runs from base 1350 to 2465 and encodes 371 amino acids. Gene Ontology annotation, molecular function: signaling receptor activity. The transcript has a single exon. Gene Ontology annotation, cellular component: membrane. NCBI's taxonomy places the organism in Eukaryota, Metazoa, Chordata, Actinopteri, Cypriniformes, Cyprinidae. The record is from RefSeq and is a predicted model, not a curated record.
GCCUUCGGCGAGUGUUUUGUCUAGCGCGUGGGGGAGAAAGAUAGAGCCUACACAAGUGUAUGUGUGAGAAAGAGAGACAGAUAAAGAGAGACACUGACUGCUGACGGAGAAUUUGUUGAACACGUUUAGAGAAACUACAGCUCGUAUGACUACAAACACACACAUCACGUUAGAGAUCUGCGCUGCUUUGCCGGAGCUGGCAACACGGACGCUUUUAUCCUGAUUAAGUAACGUCCGGACAAGAGCUACAGUACAGACAGUCCUCCAGCACCUCACAGCCGGCAUUUGUGCAAGAAGUCAAGGGCAAUCUAACGAUAAAGGGACUGCAGCCGGUUGACUGUUUAUUUAGAAUUGCUGUCGAGCCGAAAUGAAAAAUCUCCUUCCUGGAAAAGAGCUCGUGACGGAUCACACAGCACCGCAAUGCGAAUGUUGAGCGAAGAGACGCUUAAACCAGCACAACUGUAUUUAACAUGGGCGAAAAUAGAGGAAUUAGCCGGCACACAGACGAGACGUGUUCUCUGUUCCCGUUCUGAGAUAAAACACCGCAGUGAGACUGCACGAAACGGCUGUUUUUGAGAUAGUCUGCUAUUCUACAGCGCAUCUUCAUACGAGACAGCACGCGAUAAUCUGGCCGAUUAAUUAUGCACAACGGAGCAUGAAUAAAACACCGAGGAGUGACGCUCGUUUUCAGAGACCGGCCGGUGCGCGACGGUGUCCCACAUGACCUACUUUCGAAAGCUUUAAUGCAGAAGAGAUGCAGCCGCAGUGAGAAGCGAACGAGACCUUCAGCACUGAAAAACAAGCUCACUGCUUGCUCAAAUGUGUGCCCGAGGUCGUGUGAACCUCAGGUGACAUGAACGUCACGGCCGGAUCGUUGACUUGGAAGACUUGAACAGUGGUAGAGGAGCAUUCUCGGUGAUUGUUUUUUAAUCGUUCAUAGUUUCAAAACGAAAAGACUUGAGCUAACGGAAAAAAAGAGACCCUGGAGCCAUUGACCUUUGCACUUGCAACAGCAGGGUUAUUUAUUUCUGCUAAAUCCACAGUCAUUUCAGCACAUGCUGUUUGGAUUUGUAUUGAGCCAUAGUAUUUGCCUUUGCCUGCUGAAAUCUGCACAUGAACUCCAUAAAUGGUUCUAAAGGAUUACUAAAAUGACAGUUUUGCCUCUGUGAUGUCAUACAGUUUGACAGUCAAGCGUUCUGUAUGCAAUACUAGUUAUUUAAUGACUACCUUCACCUUCGUAGUGCUAGCUAUGUGUGUUAUCAGUUUAAAAAUCUAAUUCAACAAUGAUUCUAAGCUCAGGAGAUAUUUUUAUUGCUCAUCAGUGAAUUCGUCUUUUGGUCGGUCAAAUCAUGUGGUCACUUCCAUUACUACGUAACACUGAUGUUCCACCAAGAGUGACUGAGAACUUCAUUCUGUCUGGUUAUCGUUUCCCCAACUACAGUCUACGGCAGUGCCUAGCCUCUGCUUUUCGUCCCACCAAUGAGACCGGAAACUUCUGGACACAUUUCCUCCCAAUUUUUGUGUUUGCAUUUCACUUUUUGGAGGUUUUCGCGUGGGAAGGAGCGCCUGAACCUAGCAAUCCUUUUUUCUACCCUUUCUGGAACUACUUUCUGGGAGUGUUGUACCUGCUGCUAGCCAGCAGCCUGGCUCAUCUUCUCAACUCCAUGUCACUCAUCAUUCGUGAAAUCUGUUUCUUUGUGGACUAUGGCACUAUUAGUGCGUAUACAGUGGGUUCCUCACUGGCAUAUUACUACUACAUCCAUCCUCAAGCAGGAAUUCCAGAGAUUGAAUUCGGGGAACCGAACUCUACUCAAAGGAAGAGCCUAAACGCCGAUGAUGAGGCUUGGCCCUCUGCAUCUUCUCCCACUCACUUCCAGCUGUUCUUUGAAAGCCUCUACAUCCCAUCCUCCUGUCUGGUCGCUAUCAUAUGCAUCAUCACCUGCUGUAACACCAGACAGUGCUGGCGGAAGUACCGCUAUGCUGUCCGCACCCUUGUCUUCCUCCUUCCGUUUUUCAUCUCCUCCACUCCUAUCUUCUACCGCCUCUCCGUGAGCUCGCCGUCCUCCUCCUCCCCUCAUCUGUUCUCCACCAUGGCUGUCUUCUUCUACCGCCAUUGCUUUUGGCUGGUGGUGUCUGCCCUCUUCAAUAUCAGUAAGAUCCCAGAACGUUUUUCUCCAGGGAACUUUGAUAUCUGGGGUCACAGCCAUCAGUGGUUCCAUUGCUGCACCUUCCUGUCAAUCCUGGAUGAGAUGCAAAUGAUCAAAGUAGAGAUGCAGGCUGUGCUUCUCAACCCAACUUUGGUACUAUCACCUGCAAUGCCACCUAAGCUCCCUGGACCAACACUCUGGUCCACCUAUGGGGUCAUGUUGUUCCUGCAGGGGUGCAUAGCAUGCAUUAUAGCCCGUUAUGGUUGGCAGGCAUAUCGCAUCUACGCACCAGAGCAAAAAAAGCUAAAGGGACAUUAGGAGAGACACUGUGUACUGGUCAGGUUUAAAGUUCUUGUUUUAGAUUUUCAUUUUUGAACAAUGUUUUAAUGAUUUCUGCAGUAUGAACUUGUUUCAAUCAUUUUAAAAGGGAUCACUCACCCAAAAAGGAGAAUUGUGAUUAUUAACUCACCCUCAUGUUGUCUAAAAACUCAUGUGGCUUUCUUUCUU